Chanos chanos (milkfish) is the source of this 336-nucleotide messenger RNA. Its product is annotated as transmembrane protein 233-like. The record is from RefSeq and is a predicted model, not a curated record. The coding region runs from base 1 to 336 and encodes 111 amino acids. Lineage: Eukaryota; Metazoa; Chordata; Actinopteri; Gonorynchiformes; Chanidae. The transcript is spliced from 3 exons. Gene Ontology annotation, cellular component: membrane.
AUGAGUCCUGGAGCCUCACAGUCGGAAGAGAAAACCAAACGUCCUUUGGAUGGGAGCGCGGGAAGUUUGGGGAGGGGGAUUGAGGCGCAGGGGCCGCCCCCCCUGAAAAAUUACAUUUUCCUGACCAUUUUCACCUGCUUCUGUCCUGCGUGGCCAAUCAACAUCGUGGCACUGGUUUUCUCCAUAAUGUCUCAGAGUAGUUAUGAUGAGGAAGACUAUGAAGGAGCCCAGCGGUUAGGGAGGAAGGCCCUUCACAUGGGAAUCGCCUCCAUGAUCAUCGGCAUUCUGAUCAUUAUGACCUUCUGCAUUGUUCACUUUACCACGACACAGUAUUAA